Lingula anatina is the source of this 1087-nucleotide messenger RNA. RefSeq lists its product as uncharacterized. Gene Ontology annotation, molecular function: protein binding. Lineage: Eukaryota; Metazoa; Brachiopoda; Lingulata; Lingulida; Lingulidae. The record is from RefSeq and is a predicted model, not a curated record.
UCGAUUCAGUACUUACGAAAGGAGAAGAGAAAACGAGCAGAAGAAUACCAGCAUCGAUCAUAUUAGAAAGCUAGUUUCCAUACCGACAAGAUGAGAGUACUGAUCAUUGUAGCCGUUUUCAGCGUUAUCGCACUCGCUGCCGCCAAGCCAAACAAACCACGUGACGGCAGACCACGUGGGUUUGGACGAGGAUCGGGAAGAUUUCCUAAACUCAACUGUGAUAAUGUCGGUGAAGUGGAUUGUAGCGCGCUCAAAGAGAAACAGCUAUGUGACGAGAACGGAGAACAAUACAGAAACUAUUGUGCCUAUCUUGAGAAGAACUGCCCUCUUUCGGAGUCUGCAGAAAAGCCUUUCCGUUGCAACGCUGAUGGAAGUCCCCUAGCUAGAGAGGAACGCCCAGACAGACGGCCAGAUCGUAGACCAUUUUUCCCGAACAAGAGGGAAUUGUGUGUUCUGAUCAAGAAUGCCGACUGCUCCGACCCUGCUCUUCCCGCCAGGAAGAUUUGUGACAACAUGGGAGGUGUCUAUAAUAAUAUUUGCGAGUUCCUGCAAGCCAAAUGUGCCACACCGGAACUGAGGCCAGCUGAAUGUCCAGAGCCAACCACAGAGUCCCCUGACGUCACACAGUCUCCUGGAGAUGAGACCACUGAAGAUUCCCAAGUGCCAUAAGCUGUACACACACGACGGCAUUUUGGAUACAUCUGCUUGACUGAAUUCGCGUUCAUUUCACGGAGCUGAUGACGUCACUUGUGUUUGAUGUAUGAAAAAUGGAGCUGAUAGACCAAAGUCCUACGGUUAAAUGAAACCAGUCACUCAUUUUUCCUUUUUCACUUGUCUGUUUUAAGCAUGAAAUUUGAAACAUGACUGAUAACAUUUAAUACCUGCUUUGCUGAAGAUUCGUUAUCCCUAAAAAUUUGCAUCCAAUUUUGUUUUCACUUCUAUUAGUGUCAUAUUGUAUUAUCUGUAUGAUUUUUGAGCGACGUGCCCAAAUUCAAAGUGCAGGUCACUUUUUGUAAUUGAUAACAUAAACGUGUUAUGUAAACGUGUAAGCAAAGAAAUAAUAAAGAUAGAUUCAUUGAAUUUAUAA